AUGAGCAAUGGCAAUCCCAACAGUACACGCCUAGAACAGCAAUUUGCUAAUUUAGGCCUGAAGGAGAAUCAAAGUUCGGGGAAACCUACCGCUGGUCGUUAUGUUCCUCCACAUCUAAGAAAUCGCGAACAGCCUCAACAACAGCCUGCGCAACAACAACGGCGUCCACAUUCACAAAAAAAUGAUAACGAUAAUGAUCAAUUUAAUGCUCAGUAUAGUAACGAGUCUGACGAGUUAGUUCCACCUCUUCAGCCACGUCGUGCUAACGGAUGGCAUCAAAGGAAUGAAAGUGCAUCACCUACUGUUAAUUGGGACAGUCGUCAUGGGUCUUUCCCACGUGCCGAUGCUUGGGGUGGUAGCCGUAGUGAAAUGGGUUAUUCGAGUCCUCAACGCAGUGGUUGGAGUGAUCGCGCAUCAUCUCAAGGCGAUCGCUAUUCUGGUUAUCGCUCUGGCGUAAGAUAUUCUAGUGGUCAUGGUCGUGGUGGAUCCUUUCCCGAAGAAGGGUUUGGUCGUCGAGAAGAUGGAUAUGGAUUUUGGCGUGAAGGUGUUCACCAUAUUGGUCAAAAAAAUCAACGCACAGAACGAGACUUGUUUGGUUCGCCAGAUGACCCCGACCGGCAACAUACCGGUAUCCAUUUCGAAAAGUAUGACGACAUUCCCGUUGAAGCCAGCGGAAAUAACGUUCCAGAAUGUGUUUCAGACUUCACAAGCCCUCCGUUGGAUCCCCAUCUCAUCAGCAACAUCGGACUUGCACGAUAUUCUGUACCUACUCCUGUACAGAAAUAUUCAAUACCAAUCGUUUCAAGUGGCCGUGAUCUUAUGGCUUGUGCUCAAACCGGUUCAGGAAAAACCGGAGGGUUCUUAUUUCCAAUUUUAUCUGAACUAUUUAAACAAGGACCCGCACCUCCCCCUCCCGAGCAACCGGGUUAUUCUCGCGGAAUGUCUCGCAAUCGUAAGGCUUAUCCGGUCGGUCUUGUUCUUGCACCCACCCGUGAAUUGGCUUCUCAAAUUUAUGAUGAGGCUCGAAAAUUUGCUUAUCGUUCUUGGGUUAGGCCUUGUGUUGUGUAUGGAGGUGCCGAUAUUAAUUCUCAAAUACGGCAAAUUGACCGUGGUUGCGAUCUAUUAACUGCUACCCCUGGACGUCUUGUCGACUUAAUUGAGCGUGGUCGGGUGAGCUUAUCUCAAACCCGAUAUUUGGUGCUCGAUGAAGCUGAUCGUAUGCUAGACAUGGGUUUUGAACCUCAGAUUCGUCGCAUUGUUGAACAAGAAGGCGUUGAUCACAGACAGACACUUAUGUUUAGUGCCACCUUCCCUCGAGACAUUCAAAUACUUGCCCGGGAUUUUUUGAAGGACUACGUUUUCCUGAGCGUCGGACGUGUUGGUAGUACAAGCGAGAAUAUCACUCAAAAGAUAGAAUUCGUUGAAGAUGAUGACAAGCGGUCGGUUCUAUUGGAUAUUCUUCAUGCGCAACCGGAAAGCGGACUCACUCUGAUCUUUGUCGAAACUAAGCGUAUGGCCGAUGCGCUAUCUGAAUUUCUCAUAAAUUCUAAUUAUCCGGCCACUUCAAUUCAUGGAGAUCGAUCGCAACGAGAACGAGAACGCGCGUUAGAAUCUUUCCGUACGGGUCGCACCCCUAUCAUGGUGGCGACUGCAGUUGCUGCUCGUGGAUUGGAUAUUCCAAAUGUUACUCACGUCAUCAAUUAUGAUUUACCUACCGAUAUUGAUGAUUAUGUGCAUCGCAUCGGUCGCACAGGUCGCGCUGGUAAUGCUGGUCAGUCGACAGCAUUUUUCAACCGUGGUAACAAAGGUUUAGUAAGAGAUCUGAUUGAUCUGUUAAAGGAGGCCAAUCAAGAAAUACCCGUCUGGUUAGAAAAUAUAGCGAGGGAGAACUCAGGUUUCGGUCCACGUAGUGGGGGUCGAGGUCGUGGCCGAGGCCAAAACCGUGAUUAUCGUAAAUUUGGUAGCAGUAGCGAACGGGGAGGCUAUGGAUCAAAUCAAGA
Messenger RNA from Acaulospora colombiana, 2000 nucleotides. NCBI's taxonomy places the organism in Eukaryota, Fungi, Glomeromycota, Glomeromycetes, Diversisporales, Acaulosporaceae. The record is from the annotation of a GenBank genome assembly.